This is a messenger RNA of Pseudogymnoascus verrucosus, 2819 nucleotides long. RefSeq lists its product as uncharacterized. The transcript has a single exon. Gene Ontology annotation, molecular function: A2-type glycerophospholipase activity. Gene Ontology annotation, biological process: glycerophospholipid catabolic process. The record is from RefSeq and is a predicted model, not a curated record. NCBI's taxonomy places the organism in Eukaryota, Fungi, Ascomycota, Leotiomycetes, Thelebolales, Thelebolaceae. Gene Ontology annotation, cellular component: cytosol. Bases 171 to 2819 code for a protein of 882 amino acids.
CCGCCAUACGCCGGUAGUCAGUCUAGUCCCCUCCAAAAUCCCUUAUUCCCUGAUUCUGAAUCUUCAGCUCCUCUAGAAUUUAGCUUCUUAAAAAAAUCACAGGUCAUAAUAGUUCUGCAUAGCAUCCAGCUCAUCGCCGUCAUGAGAUUGGGUGCCAAUUGCAUCUUGCCAUGAUUCUGACAGUGCUGAAGACCCUUAAACACAACCCCUCUCUACCAAGCCGCCGCGCUCUUGUACCUUAUUCGCAGCUUGCGCAGCUGUCGCAUUGGAGUCGAGGCCCGCGAUCGAAUAUAUUAGGACGGAUUGAACCUCGAAACCCCCUCAGGCAUGAUCGCGUAGUCGCCCAGAAAAGACACUUCUUCCGACGAAAGCCAGCCAAGGCUCCGAUGGAUUCCAAUGGCACUGUGGCCAAGGCUACUACAAUUGUACUUAUCGCCGGCCUCGCCUAUGUCCUGUAUGAGAAUGACUUUCUCCAGCCCCUGCCGCCUACGAAGACCCGGGAGCGGUUGACGGUUGAGCGAGUUGCGCGCCAGAAGCUAGAGGAGAAGAUUGAGCAGGAUGCGACGGAGAAUGUGGAGGAGCUGUCAAGCUUGCCUUUCGCAAAGGCGGCCGCUCCUGAUAAAAAUGCAGACGAUUCAUCAUGGGGCCGCUUUGCGAGCGGGUUCGAAUCACUGGCUUCUCUGAAGGAUGUUGAGUGGAGUACUGUCCAAGGAAACAUCGCUGGUUUUAUCCUGCCGGAGUGGGCAAAGAACAUCCAGGAAGGCUUGUCGAAAUUGCAGCUUGAGAUGUCAAUGGCUCCUGGAAGUCUUGCCGAUGAGAUCUGGAAGGAUGCCCAAGACCCAGAAAACAACCCCGAGAUCGCGCGCCGCGCGACCGUUCGAGUGUCCCAGGAGCUAUGCGACGAGGAAAAGGAGUUUCUGAAGAGGCGCAAAGUGGUCACCACAACCGCACUGGCAAAAUAUCUCGGUAUCCCAGAAGAAGAGGUCCAUCCGGAUGAUGUCCCUACUAUUGCUAUGGUGAGCUCCGGAGGUGGGUUGCGCGCUCUUGUCGCAGGAACAGGUUCUCUGCUUGCUGCACAUGAAGACGGCCUCUUCCAGUGCGUCACCUACACCGCCGGUGUUAGUGGAAGCUGCUGGAUGCAGGCAAUCUACCAUUCAUCUCUGGGAAAUCGCCGCUUCGACUCUAUGGUUAAUCAUCUAAGAGCGCGCCUUGGUACUCACAUCGCGUACCCACCCGAUGCUCUUACGGCUCUCAACUCUGCACCUACGAACAAGUUCCUACUUAGCGGCUUUGUCGAGAAACUGAAGGGAGACCCCGGUGCCGACUUUGGCGUCGUUGAUCUCUAUGGACUGCUACUCGCGGCAAGACUUCUCGUUCCAAAGGGCGAGCUUGGUGUCGACAACAGGAACUUAAAGAUCUCCAACCAACGCGAAAGCUUGAAAGAUGGCGAACACCCCAUGCCUAUCUACACUGCUGUCCGCCACGAGAUCCCCAUUCUUGAAGAGUCCACCGACAAGGAGAAGGAGAAUGACAGGCCAUCUGAGGAGACGAAAGCACUGGCAAAGAAGGAGGCGUGGUUCCAAUGGUUCGAGAUCAGCCCUUACGAGAUGUUCUGCGAAGAGUUCUCAGCCGGUAUUCCCACUUGGGCCAUGGGCCGACAGUUCAAAGACGGCAAAGACGUCCCGCAAGAGAACGGCCUUACAGUCCCAGAGAUGAAGCUGCCACUUCUAAUGGGUGUCUUUGGUAGCGCUAUGUGCGCUACCUUGAGCCACUAUGCGAAGGAGGUCAAACCAAUCAUGAAGGGCAUUCUACCAGUCGGUUUCUCAACCAUCAAAGACAUCAUCGAGGAGCGCAACGAUGACCUCUCCAAAGUGCACCCCAUCGACCCCGCAUCAAUCCCCAACUACUGUGUGGGAAUGAAAGACAGACUCCCCGACACAGCACCCGAGAGCAUCUUCAAGACCGAUCACAUCGAGCUCAUGGACGCAGGGAUGUCAAACAACCUCCCCAUCUACAGCUGUCUCCGCCCAGGUCGCGACGUCGAUAUCCUCAUCGCCUUCGACGCCAGCGCCGACAUCAAGACCGAGAACUGGCUCCAAGUGACAGAGGGUUACGCCCUGCAGCGUGGCAUCAAGGGAUGGCCCCUCGGUGCCGGCUGGCCCAAGAAGUCCGAUUCUUCUGAGGAAGCCGCUGCCCAGCUUGAAGACGCGCAGGUUACUUCGGCCGCUGAGGCAGAGGCGAAGCUCAAAGAGGCGAAGGCGGAUGCGGAGGCGGAGCAUAAGGCGCAUGAUAAGGCGGUUGCUAAGAAGGAUACUUCGAAAGGCAGAGUUGCGGCCGCUAAUCUUGAUGGAAACAUCGGUGACAACGGCGACCUGGGAUUCUGUAGCGUCUGGGUCGGCAGCACGCAAGAGCGCGAACACACCGAUCAAUCCACGGCCCCGCAAUCCAAGGACGAGUCCGAUUCCGAACCUAAGUCCAAAUCCGAGGAGUGGAAACUCAUGGAGCCCGACGCAGGUAUCGCAGUCGUCUACUUCCCACUCCUCGCGAACCCAGCAUUGGAAGGUGUGGACCCAGAGACCAGCCCGUACAUGAGCACGUGGAACUUCAUAUACACGCCCGAGGACGUGGAUAACGUUGUUGGGCUUGCGAAGGCGAAUUUUGAGGAGGGGAAGGAGAGGACGAGGCGGGUGGUGAGGGCGGUGUAUGAGAGGAAGAAGAGGGCGAGGGAGGAGAGGGAGGGGAGGGAGAGGGAGGAGGUUUUUAGGAGGAAUAUGAGGAUGGGGGCUGUGGGGGAGGAUGGGGGGCAGGAGCAUGCUUAG